Molecule: messenger RNA, 1749 nt
Organism: Geosmithia morbida
Lineage: Eukaryota; Fungi; Ascomycota; Sordariomycetes; Hypocreales; Bionectriaceae
Product: alpha-1,3-glucosyltransferase
Exons: 3
Coding region: 1-1749 (582 amino acids)
Biological process (GO): protein N-linked glycosylation
Cellular component (GO): endoplasmic reticulum membrane
Molecular function (GO): dolichyl pyrophosphate Man9GlcNAc2 alpha-1,3-glucosyltransferase activity
Source: RefSeq, a predicted model, not a curated record
AUGGCGACACCAAGGUCAUCGCCACACAAGCCCAGGCGCAAGGGUAAGAAGAAUGACAUUGGUCCCGACCGGCCGACCGCCCGCUUGCCGUCCGAGACUCUUGUCCACGCUCCUUCCUUCUCUCUGGCUGCCUUUCUCUGGCCCGCCAGGACCGCAUCGUCAAAGUGGGAGGUUCUCAUUCCCAUUUUGAUAGUCGUCGGGCUCUUCCGUUGGUCUGCUGGCUUCUGGGGCUACUCAGGCUUCAACCGGCCCCCCUUGUACGGAGACUACGAAGCGCAACGGCACUGGAUGGAGGUGACGACUCAACUCCCCAUCUCCCAGUGGUAUUUUCAUGAUCUUCAGUGGUGGGGUCUUGACUACCCUCCUCUCACGGCCUACCAUAGCUGGCUGCUCGGCAAGGCCGGCGCUUUGUUAAACCCUGAGUGGUUCGCCCUUUACACGUCGCGCGGAAAUGAGGAUGCCAAUCUGAAGGUAUUCAUGAGGGGCACCGUCUUCGUUUCCGAAUACCUCGUCUAUAUCCCCGCCGCCGUCGUCUGCAUCCGCCGGUACAGCCGUCUUAGCGGUGUUGACACAUGGACCUCGUCCCUUGCCCUCGUCGCCUUCCUGAUGCAGCCGGCUACCAUUCUCAUUGACCACGUCCACUUCCAGUACAACACAGUCAUGCUCGGACUUGUCCUUGCCAGCAUGUCCAGCAUCCUGGCUGAGCGGUACAAGAUGUCCGCCGUCUUCUUUGUCUGCGCUCUCAUGUUCAAGCAGAUGGCUCUAUACUAUGCCUUCACUGUCUUUGCCUACCUCCUCGGCUCGUGCCUCCGGCCUCGCAUCAGUAUCACCCGUUUCCUGGGAAUCGCCCUGGCCACCCUCAUUACAUAUGCCGUCACCGUCCUGCCGCUCAUCCUUGGCACACUGUACGACUCGUAUAGGGGAAUCGCUGCGCUCGAGGGCCCUCUCCCUCUAUUCCCCUGGCUGGGUGACUUUCUGGACCCGAACGCGUUCUACUACCCCCUGGUGCAAGUUGUGCUUCAGGUGGUCCACCGCGUCUUUCCCUUUGCGCGCGGCCUGUUUGAAGAUAAGGUAGCCAACUUCUGGUGCGCUCUGAAUGUGGUUCUCAAGCUCCGCAGCUACUCGCCCGGGCUCCUCCAAAAGGCCGCAUUGGGUGCCACGUUGCUCUCCGUUAUCCCGCCAAAUGUCAUCGUCUUCCUCAGGCCUCAGAAGGCUAUCAUACCUACGGCAUUUGCCGCCACAGCCUGGGGCUUCUUUCUCUUCAGCUGGCAGGUCCACGAGAAGAGCGUCUUGCUACCCCUCAUGCCUAUGACUUUAUUGCUUGCCGGAAAGCAAGGAAUGAGCAGGGACGUCCGAACUUGGGUUGGAUUCGCCAAUAUCCUGGGCGCAUGGACCAUGUUUCCUCUCUUCCAUCGCGUCGACCUACGCGUUCCCUAUACCGUCCUCACCCUCCUUUGGGCCUAUCUUCUCGGUCUCCCGCCCGCAUCGUGGAGCGUUUACUCCCCCAAUAACGCUUCGUGGGCCCAAAUUCUUACCGCCAUUACCCACUGCGUCUUCUACGUCGCCAUGCUUGCUUGGCAUGUCGUUGAGACUUUUGUGCCCCCACCUCUGGACAAGCCGGAUCUAUGGGUAGUAGCAAACGUUGGGGUCGGCGUUACCGGAUUUGGACUCUGCUACUUGUGGUGUCUCUGGAAGCUUCUUCAGGAUAGCCACAUCCUCCCCAUGAAGCCGUCUUUUCAGAGGCCAUAG